CGCAGCUUCUGACCUUUAAAGAGCAAAUCCCAACGGCGACGGACUGUGAAUAUGCUUUCUUUGUCCGUCCAUAUUGAGGUAAUUGUUUAAUAUAUGAAAGCGAAAAUAGAAAUACGUGAUGUCGUCGACAACCAAUCAUAUUAGGAAAAAUCACCUGAACUCCAGGGCAUGCAAGACUUGUGCAUUGGCAAAAGCCAAAUGUGUACCACGAACGGAAGGAUUAAAUACGAAAUGCGAAAGGUGCGUAUUAACUAAUCCAUGGCUACCAUUGUGUUAAAUCAAAUUUCUAAUAUUCAUAGAUGCCAUCGUCUGAAGAAAGAUUGCGCAAGGCAAACUCCUUCUAUAAAGGUCCGUAAACCUUACAAGGCUACGUAUGGAUUACUCCUCCCUCAAGACCAUUUAUCAUAUUUGUGUUUAAUGCAUUAGCCAUAGUCGAGUUGCACAGUUAGAAGAAAAAAUUGAUGGUAUCGUCUCACUUCUUCAACAACAAAAGAGUGUCAAUUCCCAAGACACAACGUCGGGAAAUUCUCCGCUUAUCACCAAUGAGGAUAUCCCCCCAAGAUCACCACUCACGGACCCGGAACCUCCAAGUCGUCCGGUUACUAAUGGAAUAAUUCCUCAUCUUUCGCCCAAAUCUCUCGAACCAAGUAAACGACAAUCCGUUUACGAAAAAAGUACGAAUGCCUGUCUCCUCGCCCACGUCAACUCUAACCUCGAGCCCAGCGAUGUGGAAAUCGAAAGGUUAGUGAAACUGUACCAAACGGAAAUGGCAGCCAAAUUUCCAUUUGUGGUCAUUGAGACAGGAGGAUUGACGAGGAAGGGAUGGGUGCUGGAAAAACCGGUACUAGGUAAGGCGAUUUUGAUGGCAGCUAGUUAUUAUAAUUUGCCGAGACAGACGGUUUAUGAGACGGCGUUGGUGAGGGAUUUAACGGAUAGGAUUAUGGUGAAGAGGGAAAGGACUUUGGAGUUGUUGCAGGCGAUUUUGAUAUUUUGUGGGUGGUGGGUUGGUUCUUUUUUCUUUCACUUUUUUCUUAUUGGGAUUGAUGGACGACGAAUGUAUGUCCGAUUAUUGAUCCCUCGGGAGUUGUUGUCCUAAGAAGUAGUCAGAGGCCUAAAGGGAUGGAGGGUGGAUAGCUUUUUUGGUAUUUUGGAAUUUGCAGAGGCAUGAUUGAACUGGAGCCACUUUACUGACUAAACUUCUGUGGUUAGGUAUCAUUAUCAUUGUCUAGGACAUCCUCACCUGAACAAUCUUCUUGGCUUAGCAAUGGGGCUCGCUGGCGAUUUGGGACUCAACAAACCACCAUCCUUAGAUAAAUUCAAAUAUCCAUUUGGUCACAGUAGAGCCACGGCUGGAGAUUUUUCAAGGAGAAGUAUGGAGCAAAGAAGAGCUUUAGCUGGAUUGUUUUAUCUGACUUCCUUGUGAGCUUUUUCACUAUUCACUUCAUACAUACUUCCUAAUCUAAAUCUAGGGUUGCAACCGGCUUUCAACGCAUAGAUGCUAUGAAAUACUCAAUACAUCUUGAUGAAUGCAUUCGUGUUAUAGAGGAGAAUCCAGAAUAUUCUACUGAUUUGUUACUGGUUGAGUUGGUCAAGGUAUCACAUCUAGGAGAGAGAAUUAGUCAAACGGUUUCGGUUAUCCAAAAUGAGAGUGAAAUUCAGAUUCCCACGGCGUUGAAUUUGGGUUUAUUUCAGACGCAACUUGAUACAUUGAAGAAGGAAAUUUCGGGUCCAUGUAAAGAUGAUGGUAUGUUUUUCAAUUCUUCUAUUUUAAGAUUUACUGGUGUUGGUUUGUUCAGAAGGUAGUUGUAGUAGAAGACUAAUAACUACAAAUAGUAAUUCUCCAACUCCACCACCACCUUUCCGCAAUACGUCUCCACGAAGUCGCUUUAACCAAUAACUGGACCCCGAAAAUCGCAACACAAUCACCUCAAUCAACCUCAACAACCCGAGCGAUCCACCCACCACCUCUCCACCCCUCACAUAUCCAAUCUCUAUACACCUGUCUCCACCACACACGCUCCUUCCUCUCCCUUAUCUCUUCCCUUCCCCCCUCCACCUACCUUAGUCAACCCAUCACCCCCUGGUUCCUCCUCGCAUACGCCCUCAUGAUCCUCGCCCGCCUCUCCUUCUACCAAAACCCGCUUCUCCCAACAUGGACCCUAGAUUUCGUCCGCGAAAUCUGCGAUCUCUCAUCAACUCUCGAAGAACUCGCAAAUCGGAACGAGAAUGCGAAAUAUGUAGACAUCGAUCUCAUAACUCGAGAAGAUAGAGAAUUUGGACUCAAUGCAGAGGUAGAUGUAGAAGGAAGAAUAGUAGGAGAGGGCUGGACCGAUUGUUUUGAUAAAUUUGCGCGGAAAAUUAAAUUGGUGAAAUGUUGGUAUGAUCAGAAAGUUGCGGGGUACAGGGGUGCUGCUGCAUCGGUGUCGAUGCCUUUGGGGGGCUGGCUUAGAGCUGAUAAAAAUGCGAUGGAGUGUGGGAAUGGAGGUAUUAAUGAGGAUAUUACUCAAGAGGGAACACAGGUGAACUCGAAUGUACUUCCCAUCUUGGGUGAAACGGACACGAAUCCUUGGAAUAGAUUUGAGGAUCAGAAUUUCUGGAUGGAUUUAGAUGGGGAGUGGUGGGAUAUUGAGGGAUUGGAAGCUAUGAGUGGGGUUUUUUAGUUGCUUUUUGUUGUUUUGGAAGAUUAUGAUUUGUGUGUUUGUAUGUAGUUAUCAUGGUCUGAGGAUGACCUUUGGUAAUAUGAAGAUACUCUGUGAAGGAGAGAGAGGGUGCUAGGAAGAGUAUUGAUUGAUUAGUUGGAAUGGAUUGUGAACCAUCCUCCU
Messenger RNA from Sclerotinia trifoliorum, 2822 nucleotides. The record is from the annotation of a GenBank genome assembly. Lineage: Eukaryota; Fungi; Ascomycota; Leotiomycetes; Helotiales; Sclerotiniaceae.